Molecule: messenger RNA, 186 nt
Organism: Paraglomus occultum
Lineage: Eukaryota; Fungi; Glomeromycota; Glomeromycetes; Paraglomerales; Paraglomeraceae
Source: the annotation of a GenBank genome assembly
CCGUUCCAAUUUGAGAAUUGGGGCGUUGAGCUUGGACAAGUUUGGGAUGUACCAAAAAAGCGCUGGGGAAAGCGUUGUAUAUACUCUCCCAGUUCAGUGACAGAGUUGAAGUGGAAGUUUGCACGCAAACCUUCAUCUCUGACGACUUUUGUUGCAAAAAGCGCUCCACCACAGCAUUAUAAGCAA